GUAACGUCGAGAACUUGCGGGAUAAAGUUUGUGGAAGAUCCAUCCAUGGAAAGAAGGAUGGCAGAGGCAGCAGUAGAAACACCUGCUGUGCGUUUCUUCUGCCAUAAAUGUAACCAAGAGAUUAGUCCUGUUCUACCAGAAUACACAUGUCCGAGGUGUCAAUCAGGAUUCAUCGAAGAAUUAGCUCAUGGUCCAAAUGAACCUGCAUUAGAUUCGGAUGAAGAUACGGAUCCAGCAGCCCAGUUCUCCGAGAUCUGGAACAACACUAUGAUGGACUUCCUCCGAAGGCUAGAACGUAGUGCGGGGGAAGACUCGCUAGUUGGAUUGAGAGCCGGGGCUCCGGAGAGCGCGUCGACCAGCGGUCAUCAAGCGACGUGGAGCACGCUAGCGGAACCCCUGCACACGCGCCAUCGAAUAGGCCGCGGCCGAGCAAGGCCUCGCGAAUCACGUGCUCCACACGUAGACCGACAUGCUAGGCAACCCAUAGAGGGCAUUAUUCACCAAAUAUUUGCCAACCUCACUGGCGGUGGAGGUUUUAUAGCUGGUCAAGGCCUUCCUGUGUUUGUGAAUCUGCAUGGAAAUCCAGGUGAUUAUGCUUGGGGAAGAGGGGGCCUGGAUGCAGUCAUCACACAGUUACUGAACCAACUAGACGGUACGGGUCCUCCACCGCUUCCUCGGGAGAAAAUAGCUGAAAUUCCUACAGUGCACAUUGAGCAAGACCAAGUGGACAAACUGCUGCAGUGUACAGUAUGCAUGGAAGACUUCAGGCCACAGGAACCAGUCAAGAAGUUGUCCUGUCAACAUCAUUUUCACCCUGACUGCAUCAUACCAUGGCUGGAGCUUCAUGGCACAUGUCCUAUCUGUCGGAAACUGCUCAACGAUGAAGCAUCUGAUGCUACCAUGGGAACGCCAUCAGCUGCUGGCAGCGCAAGUGUUAAUCCUGUCCCUACUGCUCCUGAGCUCGAGAGCAGUUCGUUGGGCUCGCUCUCAACAUUUCUGCAGGCACAAAGUGAUAGCUUACAUCCUUCGAGGACAAAUGCAGGGCGAACAUUUCUGGGUUCCCAGUCCCGUGCCAGGCACAACUCAGUGGCCGGAACCUCGUCCUCGCCUGCGCCCCGGCCGCAGAACCCACCCGCGAAUGAUUCUGUGUACGACUUCAGCGAGGACUGUGACUGACAAUACGUAUUCGUUUGCAACGCCAAAAAAAAAAGGAUGGCCGGAGCCGGUGCGUGUGCGGCUCCCGUACUCCACACACUUAUCCCCCCGUCCCUUUUUUCCUCCCCCUCCUUCCAGUGUUGCUCGCGGGGGCACGACAGAAACACAUCAUCCCACCACAGGAAAAAAUUGCAAAGGGAGGAGAGAGCAAGAAAGGGACCGGAGCCCAAUUCGAGGCUGCAAGUUCUGCGUUUCCUCAUUUGACGUUUCACCCGCUUUUUCGAGAAAUUCCGAGAGAGAAAAAAAAAAGGGAGAGGACAGUAUCUGGUCGUAGAGGGUGACGGAACAACGUGACGAAGGACAGAGUGGUGCGCGAAAAAAAAAAGAAAAGAAAAAAAAAGGGUCGACGUGUGCAAGACACGAACAGUGCGGGUCAUGUGUUGCCACAAAGCAUAAACUCUUCACCCUCUCUUUGUGAGGACAGGGUGCUGUGCUCGAGCAGGAGGAGUAUACCGUAUCUUCUGCGGGGAGGUGUGUACGAUACCCGUAUGUUCUGCAGGAGGAGUACGCCGUAUGAAUGGUUGUUUUUUGUUCCUCGGUGUUAAACAAAAAAAUGCUGUAGGAGGAAACGAAAUUGCAGACUGCUGUUGAGGUUUUUGUUGGAGCUUCACUACCGUUUCAUUUGUGCAAGAGUGAGAAUAAAAGGAACAAGCUUAC
Molecule: messenger RNA, 1872 nt
Organism: Ornithodoros turicata
Lineage: Eukaryota; Metazoa; Arthropoda; Arachnida; Ixodida; Argasidae
Gene: Iru
Product: E3 ubiquitin-protein ligase RNF115-like
Exons: 11
Coding region: 46-1176 (376 amino acids)
Biological process (GO): protein ubiquitination
Cellular component (GO): cytoplasm
Molecular function (GO): ubiquitin protein ligase activity
Source: RefSeq, a predicted model, not a curated record